AUGGAACUUGAAGAACAGGUAAGGAAAUUGGGAAUUUCUGGAAAAAUUCUCCAACAGCAAGUGGAUCAAGCGGUUGACCAUUGGAACACACACAUAUUAAGAAAAGAGGAAGAGCUUCAAGAUCUAUGGGACGAUGAUGAAAGUUCCCAAGAAACAGAACAAGCCGCUGAACCUACUGUCCAAAAAUCAGCAACUAAUCCGGAGUCUACCAUCGGAUCUGCCACUGCACCAUCAAACAGGACUGUUGUUGCACCUGCUGCAGAAUUUUCUGCACCAGCAGAUUUUACUGCACCAGCAGGUCCACCCGCUGCCACGCCCACCACUGCAGAAAUUGAACCAGAAACCCGAGUCCAGGUUACAGCAGAAUUUUCUGCACCAGCAGAUUUUGUUGCUGCACCUGCUGCAAAAUUUUCUGCACCAGCAAAUUCACCCACUACCACGCCUGCUACUGCAGAAAAUCCAGCAAAGGCAGAACCCCCUGUUGCACAUGAAGAAGCUGAAAUUCAAGCUGGAAAUCUGGCUGUCCAAGCUGCUGAAAACAAAGACAGCAAUAACUGUCCACAGCCUGCAUUCCCUACUGUUGUCCCAAAAUCACAGCCUACUGAAACACACACUGCUGAACCAGAAUUUGCUGUACCAAAAUCUGCUGCACCAGAAUCAGCAGAACCAGCCCUUGCAAAUACAGCUGCAGAAAUUGCCCAAACAGCCGAUAGAAUGGCAGAAUACAAUAUGCAAGCUGCUGUAACCAAACCAGCCCAAAAACCAGAAAUUUUUACCAAAAAAAUUCCAGAACCAGCCCCCAAACAGGACCAGCAGCCAACUAAGGCAGGACGCGGCAUGCCCACACCACUUCAGCAAGCAGAAAAUAGGAUUCCCAGACCAGUUGGGCAAACAGCUCCUGAACAGCCAGCAAAGAAGCAACAAGAUGUUUUCAGGGUAGCCAAGCUUAAUGAUUCUCCAUUGGAGUAG
Molecule: messenger RNA, 969 nt
Organism: Manihot esculenta (cassava)
Lineage: Eukaryota; Viridiplantae; Streptophyta; Magnoliopsida; Malpighiales; Euphorbiaceae
Product: proteoglycan 4-like
Exons: 2
Coding region: 1-969 (322 amino acids)
Source: RefSeq, a predicted model, not a curated record